GUCACACGCGCCCAGACGUGAAAACAAAUCUUCUCCUCUCCCAAGCGAACCCAACACUGCCUCCUCCUCGUAAUACUGUUCCGACUUCCGAGGCGUCUCCGGUUGAGUCUCCUCGAUCGCCGCCUCCCCCUCCCUUCUCCUCUCCUCUCCUCCCCUCCCCUCCCCUCCCCGCGCGAUCAGAACCCCAUAUGGCCACCGACGACGACGACGACGAGGGGCUCCGCUUCUACGACGACGACUGCGAGGAGGAUGACGAGGCGGGGUGGCUGGCGGCGGAGGCCGACGAGGACGACGUCGGCCUGCUCGAGGAGGCCGACCUGCUGCUGCUGCUGCCGGACGACCGCCGCGCGGAUUGCCGGGCCAUCACACAAGAGUCACUUCCUGCUGCCCAGCAACAAGACUUGUCAGCAGUAAUGAACUUGCUCAACAUAAAGCAGCACGCUGCGCGCACGCUUCUUAUCCACCACCGGUGGAAGAUGCAUUGCAUCUACGAUCACCUUGACAGAAAGGGGCGAGGCCGCAUGCUCACCGAGGCAUGCAUUGUUCUGCCAGAGAAUAAUAGCAUGUCAGCAGCUGGCUCAAGAACACAUCCAACAAGGGUAACCUGCAAUGUAUGUUUUGAGGACCUGCCGAUCACCGAGGCCUCGACCAUGGACUGUGGGCAUUGCUUCUGCAAUGACUGUUGGACAGAGCACUUCUUUGCAUCCAUCAACAGUGGCUGCAAGCAGAUCCGGUGCAUGGAGGUGAACUGUAAGGCGAUCUGCGACGAAGACAUGGUGCGGCGCCUCGUCGACCAAAAGUACCCCGCCGCGUCGAAGCGCUUCAGCCGCCUCCUGCUGGAGUCCUAUCUCGAGGACAACGACUCCGUGAAGUGGUGCCCCAGCGCGCCACACUGCGGCCGCGCGAUCCAGGUAGCCGCCGCCGGCGACGAGAGGCACUCCGAGGUCGCCUGCCCCUGCGGCGUCGCCUUCUGCUUCAGCUGCACGGCGCCGGCGCACUCGCCGUGCCCGUGCCCCAUGUGGGAGAAGUGGGAGGCCAAGAGCCACGGCGACGCGGACAGCGUCAAGUGGAUCCUCGCCAACACCAAGAGCUGCCCCAGGUGCUCCAAGCCCAUCGAGAAGAACGGCGGCUGCAACCUUGUCCAGUGCAAGUGCGGCCAGUGUCUAUGCUGGCUGUGUGGAGCUCCUACUGGGAAGGAGCACACGUGGGAGAGGAUCUCCGGCCACAGCUGCAACCGCUACAAGGAGGAGGAGGAGGAGGAGGCCGGCGACAAGGUGGUGGACGCCCGCAGGCAGCAGAUGCAGCGGUACGCGCACUACUGGGACCGUUUCAACAUCCACGCCGGCUCGCGCGCGGCGGAGCAGCGGCAGCUGGGGCCGGCCAUCGAGCAGCGGGUGAGGAAGCUGGAGUCGGACUUCGCGCGGCAGCGGCUGAACCAGAACGGCGGCUGGCUGGGCACGGCGCUCCGGCGGCUGCUGUCCUCCCGGCAGGCGCUGUCGCGGUCGUACGCGUUCGCCUACUACAUGUUCGACGGCGGCGGCGGCGAGUUCGAGGCGCACCCGGCGGAGCGGGCGAGCCUCGCCGUGGCGCGGAACCUCUUCGAGGACCAGCAGCAGCAGCUGGAGCACCACGUGGAGCACCUGUCCAGGAUGCUUGCCGCGGACGUGCCGGAGGAGGUCGCCGUGGCGAAGCAGGACGCCGUCAACCUCGCCAAGAUCGUGGAGGCGAUCUGCGGGAAGAUGUACAGGUGCAUCCAGGACGAGCUCCUGCCGCUGCUCGUCCAGCCCAUGAGCAUCCCGGCGUACCGGCCGGAUGGCCCUGACAAGGCCGAGGAGUUCGUCCGGGCGUGACGUACUCACAAUGCAAGUCUUCCAUUUUUGAUUUGGAGCUGUUGCAGUGCUAACCGGAAAGCGGAAGCAUGUGGAUGAUAGCAGUUGAGCACGAUUAAGGAUAGUUACAAGGCCUCGCAGUUAGAAAUUAGAGCUGAAAAUAUAUCUUAUUAUUUUAUUAAUUCGAAAUUUAAGUAAUAUACUCCCUUGGAAAUGAUU
Oryza brachyantha (malo sina) is the source of this 2048-nucleotide messenger RNA. Its product is annotated as probable E3 ubiquitin-protein ligase ARI1. Gene Ontology annotation, biological process: protein polyubiquitination; ubiquitin-dependent protein catabolic process; positive regulation of proteasomal ubiquitin-dependent protein catabolic process. Gene Ontology annotation, molecular function: ubiquitin conjugating enzyme binding; ubiquitin protein ligase activity; zinc ion binding. The record is from RefSeq and is a predicted model, not a curated record. The coding region runs from base 189 to 1850 and encodes 553 amino acids. The transcript is spliced from 5 exons. Gene Ontology annotation, cellular component: ubiquitin ligase complex; cytoplasm. NCBI's taxonomy places the organism in Eukaryota, Viridiplantae, Streptophyta, Magnoliopsida, Poales, Poaceae.